Pollicipes pollicipes is the source of this 693-nucleotide messenger RNA. RefSeq names its product GATA zinc finger domain-containing protein 4-like. Lineage: Eukaryota; Metazoa; Arthropoda; Thecostraca; Pollicipedomorpha; Pollicipedidae. The record is from RefSeq and is a predicted model, not a curated record. The transcript is spliced from 4 exons. Bases 1 to 693 code for a protein of 230 amino acids.
AUGAGUCCUAUCAUACCACCAGAGAGCACUACAUCGUCACCAUCUCGUAGCACCACACAGGCAACAACAACCAUUGUGCCAACAGGUAUAACUACAACGACAACUGAAACGACAGAAGUUCCUCCAGCAGCUUCAACAAUAGCUACGGCAGAAGCUACCCCAGCACCACCGUCUACCGGAACAGCCACGACCAGCACAACAACUUCGCCAUCUAGUACGACACUGACAACAAGUGCAACAACGUGCUACAGCAACUACAACACCACCUACGGCAGAAGCUACCCCAGAGACACCGUCUGUGUCUGUGACAUCGACUACGGCUGGCACAACCAAUGCAGCUCUAACUACGGCACGAGGAACCACCGCGGAUAUGACAGGAAGUUUUAUCACAAGUACAACAGAAAUGACGAUGUCCUCGACGCCAACGACAGAGGGCACCACACCACCACCGUCUGCCGGAACAGCCACGACAAGCACAACAACGUCGCCAAAUAUUACGACAAGGACGACAAGUGCAACAACGCCUCCAACGAGAACAACAACAGUUACUUCUGGCACGACGGCAAUAACUGGCCCGGCUUCUACAAGUACAACAACAGAAAUGACGAUGACCUCGACACCAACGACGGAGGACACCACACCACCACCGUCUGCCGGAACAGCUACGACAAGCACAACAACUUUGCCAUCUAG